AUGUCUAAUCUACCACCUCUGACUGGCAAUGACCAUGUAUUCGUUGUGUCAUCUUCAAGUCUCAUCGACGCUCCAAUCGAAAAGGUAUGGGACAUUCUCAUGGACUUUCCUGAAUACAAGAACUGGAACACAUUUGCACGCUCCAUGGUCUUGGUUGACUACAAUACUCGCCAACCUCUCGCAGACCAAACUCUAGAAUUGGGCAAGUACAUCGAUAUACGUGCGCACAUGAACCCAGGCGAUGUCCCAGAAGAACCAGGCUACUUGGACAAAGGCAACGCCUUCGUGUUCAUAUCGACUCUCGAACCAGAUAUUCAUCGCGUCGCCUGGACGACAUCAAUGUUCCCGAGUUGGAUUCUGCAAUCAGUACGCACGCAGGCACUUAGCGUCGACGAGGCGAGUGGGAAAACAAAAUACGAGAACCGGGAGGUGUUCAGCGGGUUCCUCUCCUACAUUGUGAAGUUUUUUGUGGGUGGAAAACUGAAUAAGGGUUUCGCUGCGGCUGCGAGCAGUCUGAAGAAACACGCUGAGAAAAAAUGA
Molecule: messenger RNA, 540 nt
Organism: Psilocybe cubensis
Lineage: Eukaryota; Fungi; Basidiomycota; Agaricomycetes; Agaricales; Agrocybaceae
Exons: 3
Coding region: 1-540 (179 amino acids)
Source: RefSeq, a predicted model, not a curated record